AUGUCAGCUGAAGGAAAGAACAGGAUCAUUCUGGGGAUGAUGACCUUCGGGCCCGAGGGCACGUCAGGUGCUCGAGUCUACACCGUCGAAGGAACGAACACUGCCCUCGAGAAGUUCAAGAGCCUCGGCUAUGACGAGCUCGAUACCGCCCGUGCAUACUGUGAAGGGAAGCAAGAGUCCUAUACGAGGGAGUGCAAGUACAAGGAGAAGGGAUUCAAGGUUGCUACGAAGGUCUAUCCCGUUAAUGCAGGAGAUCACUCUCCCGAGAAGUUGAGGGCGACCUUUGAGACAAGUUUGAAGGAGUUGGGUACGGACAAGGUGGAUAUCCUUUAUCUGCACGCUCCCGACUGGUCUACUCCGCUCUCGCACACGCUGGAGGAGAUCAACAAGCUGCAUGAGGAGGGAAAGUUCACCACGUUUGGCCUUUCCAACUUCCAAGCUUGGCAGGUAGCUGAAAUUUGCACCAUGGCCCGCUUGACUGGAUGCGUGCAGCCUACUCUAUACCAAGCUAUGUACAACGCCAUCACUCGUGCCAUCGAACCCGAGUUGAUCCCAUGUCUCCGCCGCUUUGGCAUCGAUCUCGUUGCCUACAACCCUCUUGCCGGUGGAUUCUUCUCCGGCAAGUACAAGCAGGGUGAGAAGAUCACCGAAGGCCGCUUCACCGAAGGUGCCAAACAGGGUGAGAUGUACCGUAAGCGUUACAUCCAAGACCAUUACUUCCAAGCUCUCGACAUCAUUCGACCUGUAGCUGACAAGAAUAAUCUUACUCUUCUUGAGGUUGCGCUGAGGUGGAUGGUGCAUCAUUCGCAAUUGAACCUUGCUACGUCUAAGGUUAAGGGCAAUGAUGGGAUUAUCAUUGGUGCGAGUAGCAUCGAGCAUCUCGAGAGUAACAUCAAGGAUCUCGAGAAGGGGCCUUUGCCGGAGGAGGUGGUGCAUGCUUUGGAUGAGGCGUGGGAGGUGGUGAAAGCUAAGGCACCCGUGUAUUGGCAUGGCGAGCCGAGGAAGGAUGUGAGGGAAGAGGAGCAGUAA
Molecule: messenger RNA, 1029 nt
Organism: Saitoella complicata NRRL Y-17804
Lineage: Eukaryota; Fungi; Ascomycota; Saitoellomycetes; Saitoellales; Saitoellaceae
Product: putative aflatoxin B1-aldehyde reductase GliO-like protein
Exons: 3
Coding region: 1-1029 (342 amino acids)
Molecular function (GO): oxidoreductase activity
Source: RefSeq, a predicted model, not a curated record